Messenger RNA from Colius striatus (speckled mousebird), 1281 nucleotides. It is a transcript of the gene SMIM12, whose product is annotated as small integral membrane protein 12. The record is from RefSeq and is a predicted model, not a curated record. NCBI's taxonomy places the organism in Eukaryota, Metazoa, Chordata, Aves, Coliiformes, Coliidae. The transcript has a single exon. Bases 290 to 568 code for a protein of 92 amino acids.
GCGGCGGCGGCGGCGGCGGAGGUGAGCGGGGCCGGGCCCGGAGCGGCGGCGGUGCCGAGUCCCCGCGGGCCGGUGCCGAGUCCCCGCGGGCCGGUGCCGAGUCCCCCCGGGCCGGUGCCGAGUCCCCCGGGGGCGUGUUUGGGUGGCGCGGCCCCGCUGCGGCCUGACCCGCCGGAGCCGUGUCCGGGUGGCCGCCGGCGCGCAGGCCUCGGGCCCCGCGGGGCUGUGGGUUCGGGCCGGGUUUGUGAACGCCGCGUUCCGGGCUCCCCUUUCCCUGGGGCCCGGAGCCAUGUGGUCCGUGGUGUGGGCGGCCGUGCGCUCCAAGGCCCCGUACGUCACCUUCCCGGUGGCCUUCGUGGUGGGGCUGGUGGGCUAUCACCUGGAGUGGUGCCUCCGCGGAGACCCCCCGCCCGCGGCCGAGGACGAGAAGAGCAUCUCGGAGCAGCGGGAGGAGCGCAAGCUGCAGGAGAUCGCGGGCAAGGACCUGACCAAGGUGGUGAGCCUGAAGGAGAAGCUGGAGUUCGCCCCUCGGGCCGUGCUGAACAGGAACCGCCCGGAAAAGAGUUAAUAAAGGUGUUGGGGCAAACGCGGCGACUGUCCCGAGGGCUGGGGCCGGCAGCACCGUGCUGGGAAGUCCCCUGUCACCUGCACGUCUUCCACCAGCCUCCCUCCUGCACUGGGCCCUGCACUGGGCAGUGUGGGGUGCCCGCUGCUGUUCUUCACCCUCCCGGGACCCUGCGAGAGCCAGGGUUUGCCCGUGCCACGGAUGCACUGAAGACACAGCCCCCAGACCUCCUCCUUUGCAGCAGUGUGUGUGGGGAGCUGUGCUUUGGAGAUGGAGCAGGUGUGAAACUCAUCAGCUCUUGACCCGUCCUGGUCCCUCAGCCACAAAACCCUCUUGGCCCCGUUCCGCCCAUGUCUCUUUAGGUUUGGUUUCUUCCAUGACGUGAAGAUAGAAGAAACUUGGACUUGAGUGACACUGUGUCUGGGUCAGGCUGAUGGCCCAUGGCGGGAGGACCUGCUGUUCUGCUUCCAGCUCUCCCAUGGCUCUUUGUGAGCCACAGCCACAGCAUUACACCCAGGGGAACCCGAGCAACGCUGAAUGUCUCAGGGGAACCCCCUCUGCGUCAUCUCCAGGCUUCACAGCGAGGAACAGGUCAGAGGGAGUGGGAAGUCCUGGCCCAGCUCUCCUCGUGCAGCUCGUGGUGAUGGCUUUGUCAUGUACAGAGUGGGGAGAUCUCGGCCCUGUGCAGGAACAGCCAGAAUAAACCUCUGUCUGUC